Molecule: messenger RNA, 7259 nt
Organism: Rhineura floridana
Lineage: Eukaryota; Metazoa; Chordata; Lepidosauria; Squamata; Rhineuridae
Gene: NACC1
Product: nucleus accumbens associated 1
Exons: 6
Coding region: 716-2284 (522 amino acids)
Biological process (GO): regulation of transcription by RNA polymerase II
Molecular function (GO): RNA polymerase II cis-regulatory region sequence-specific DNA binding; protein binding; DNA-binding transcription factor activity, RNA polymerase II-specific
Source: RefSeq, a predicted model, not a curated record
AGAUGAGCUGCGCCUCUCUGCUCUCCCGCUAGGCCUCCUUGUAGUCUGUGACCCAGUAUAAAGGAUGGGAGAAAUAUUCCCCUCCUUCCCCAUUACGUCCUCGUCUUCCUUGGCCCCCACUUAGAGCAAAUGGCGUGAUGAAAAUCAGGGCUUCUCCCUCCUUUCCCGGCCUGCGCCUCUGAACCCGGCGGUGGGAGAGUGCGGGCUUCAACUCUUAGCAGGCCUGUCCGAAAUUCCCCGACUUUUCCUACAGGGGCUUUGUCCUCCUCAUCUCGUCGCUUUCCCCGCACCCAGCCUCCAAGGGGAAGGGCGCAGCGGCGAGCCACCUCAAGUAAAAGUUUUUCAGUUGGAGCCGCUUAGCGUUACCAGGCGAAGGCCUGGCCGAGUGGUUGGCUUGGAAACCCGGAAUUCGGUGGCUUUGGAGGAUGCUUCGGCCUUGGGGAGAAGGGGGAAGGAGCGCGGAAAUAAAACGAAAGAGGACGGACGUCUCCCUUCCUCCGCUCCUAACGCGGAGCCAAAUCUUCCUUUUCCUUCAAUGUGACCUUUCAGUACUAAAACGGGGAUCAGGAAAACGCGCCUGAAACACACGAGAAACGAAACUUGGGAAAGUUUCACUUGUGGGUUUUUUGGGGGUUUGAAGAGAGAGAAAGUUCUGAUCGAUACUGAUUUGAAGAGGACUUAGGCUGGGUGCACCCAUCCAAGUGAGAAGGAGAGGAUGGCUCAGAUUCUCCAGAUGGAGAUCCCCAACUUUGGUAACAGCAUCUUGGAGUGCCUGAACGAGCAGCGGUUGCAGGGCCUGUACUGUGAUGUCUCGGUGGUGGUGAAAGGCCAUGCUUUCAAGGCACACCGGGCUGUGCUGGCUGCCAGCAGCUGCUACUUCCGGGACCUUUUCAACAAUAGCAAGAGCACAGUGGUGGAGCUUCCUGCUGCUGUGCAACCUCAGUCCUUCCAGCAGAUCCUCAGCUUCUGUUACACUGGCCGCCUAAGCAUGAACGUAGGUGACCAGUUCCUGCUAAUGUACACAGCCGGGUUCCUGCAGAUCCAGGAGAUUAUGGAGAAGGGGACUGAGUUCUUCUUGAAGGUCAGCUCGCCAAGCUGUGACUCCCAAGGCUUGCAUGCUGAGGAGGCACCUUCAUCUGAGCCACAGAGCCCUGUGGCACAGACAUCCACCUGGCCCUCUGGCAACACACCCCUGCCCCUGGUCUCGCGUGUAAAGACGGAGCAGCAGGAGUCGGACUCUGUCCAGUGCACAUUUGUGGUUAAGCGGCUCUGGGAAAGCAGCCAGAAAGAAGGGGGUGGAGGCGGCGGUGGUAGCAAUGGCAGCCGCAAAAUGGCCAAGAUCUCCUCCCAGCAGGAGCUGAGUGGGGGUAACCGGCAGGCCCAGCAGCAGCAGCAGCAAGCCCAGCAGCAGCAACCGGGGGCGCUAACGGGAGGAGGCGGAGGAGGGGCAGGCGUGGUCAGUGGCCCCAGUACUUCAGACCAGACAAGCCCUGGCACCUCCAGCGCCUACACUAGCGACAGCCCCAGUUCCUACCACAACGAGGAAGACGAAGAGGAGGAUGCGCCUGAGGAGGGCUCCGAUGAGCAGUACCGUCAGAUCUGCAACAUGUACACCAUGUACAGCAUGAUGAACGUAGGACAGGCGGCAGAGAAAGUAGAAGCACUGCCGGACCAGGUGGCGUCAGAGUCUCGUAAUCGGAUACGGGUGCGGCAGGAUCUGGCUUCACUGCCUGCUGAGCUCAUCAACCAGAUUGGGAACAGGUGCCACCCCAAACUCUAUGACGAAGGGGAUCCAGCUGAGAAGCUGGAACUUGUGACAGGUACCAAUGUGUACAUCACUCGGGCACAGCUGAUGAACUGUCAUGUCAGUGCUGGGACACGGCACAAAGUGCUUCUCAGACGACUACUAGCAUCCUUCUUUGACCGGAACACCCUCGCUAACAGUUGUGGCACUGGAAUCCGCUCCUCCACCAAUGACCCUAGCCGGAAACCCCUCGACAGCCGGGUGCUGCAUGCUGUGAAGUUUUAUUGCCAGAACUUUGCCCCCAACUUCAAGGAGAGUGAGAUGAAUGCUAUUGCUGCUGACAUGUGCACGAACGCACGGCGCGUUGUCCGCAAGAGCUGGAUCCCCAAACUGAAACUACUGAUGGCCGAGGGCGACACUUACCCCACCUUCAUCAAUGACACUGGCAAGAUGGAGCCAGACAUUAUGGGUGUGGAGCACAGCUUUGAGACGGGCAGCCACGAUGGUGACGCAGGCACCUCCACCGAGGGCCUCCAGUAAAACGUGCCCACCUCUUUUUUUUUUCCCCCAGUCAAUGGUUUUUAUUUCCUAAUUUGAUUUUUGUAGAAUCAUUUUCCACCUUUCUUCAUUUCCCUUUUUCCCCCCGUUGUUGGUUUGUUUUUUGUUUUGGCAGAGGAGAAAGAGCAUUGUGCCGUCUCCUUUAAGAAUAUAUAUAUAUAUAUAUUCUUAAACAUGGGCCUUGCUCCCUCGGGCACCACAGGUAGUACGAGCACAGAGGGGAAGUCCUGCUGCUGCGUUGGCAGUUCCGGCUGGCAUUUUCUCCCCCCCUUUUCCUCUGUCCUUGUUGUGCUAUUAAUUGUUUUUAGAUAAAUAUUUUAGUAGACUUCUUUUUUAAAAGAAAAACCAAAUUCAUUUGCAAACAGAGGCCAUGAUCCAGGGAAGUAUUGUCCCAGAGCACUGCCUCUUCCUUCAUCAGAUCAGGUUCUCCCCAGACAGGGCUCUAUCUAACUUAGAUAGAUCUAUCUAAUCAUCGUCAAGUCUUUCCUCAGGUUCAUACCAGAGAGUGGAAAAAUCCUAGUGCCAUAAUAAAUGCAAACAGGGAAGAGACUGGACCCCAGUGCUGCUGUCAUGUUGUCCUCUGCCUUUUCGGCUCCCCUCUUUUCCACUCUUGCUUAGGUACGCUCAGGUCUUGCACAGCAUGGCAGUUCCUCUCCUGCCAUUCUCACUACACCGCCCUUCACACAUGCCCGUGCACACAUAUACACCGCCCUUUAGUUUUCAUGUCCUUUGGACCUUGUGCACCUUCCCCACCCCCUUAGUUGUCUUGGAGGUUUUGACCAGCCUGGCCUACUAAACCUGUACACCAAAUCUGUUUGGCAGUGUAGCCCUCCCAUAUUUUGAGUGGCACGGAGUCAUGAAGGAACAAGGAAGAUCCUAUCACGACCACCUGCCCAAAUACUACACAAGCAGAACUGGCAUGUUCUAAGCCUAGUCUCUUCUCUGAGGUGGUUCAUUUUAAUGUGGGAUGCAAUUUGCAAACGGAUCACUUUUCAGCCAGUCUAUGGAACAAAUAGCAGCACUACUGAUUGAAAUCCUAAUCUUUUCUUCCUCUUCAACUGAGUUGCCACAAAUAACUGUUAUGAGGUUUUGGAAUCAGAUUUUGAAGGAAGGGAAAUGCCAAGGGAGGCAGCUUCAUGUCCUUAUUCCUUAAAAGUGCCAGAAGCUACCCAGCACUUGAGGCUGCUUUAGACCCUAACUCCCCUCCCAAUACCAGAUAAUAAAUCACAGUGUGAAAUAUGGUCCCAUGCCUUCCCCCACUUCAUUAGUGAUGUUACAGAGUAGUAUUUGGUGCACACUAAAGAACUCCCAUCCUUGAGUCAUAGGGUCUGCCUCCCACUUGAGAUGGACAGCUAAUAGGACAAAGCAGGAACAUUUGGGUUCUAGCCUGAUUGGAGCAGAGCUUCUCUUCCUCUUUUUCCAUUUCUGUUUGCAUGGUCAGAGACAGCGGUGAGGAACCUUUUUGGCUCCAUGGGCCAGGUCUUUUCAGGAUCAGCCUCGUAGGCCAAAUGUGACAGGUGGGCACGACCACCCACCUGUCAGACACCUGAUGUCAGGUGCAAGGUGCUAUGUAGUCCUGAAGUCAGGACUUCAAAGCACCUUGCAAGGUGCUGCUAAAACGGAGGUCGUUUCCUUUGUCUUAGCAGGGGAUUCUGAUGCAGACCUCUUCCCUGAGUCAAAUCCUGCUGCUUGAGCUGGACACCUUGAUUCCUCACUGAGAAUAGGCACACACAGCCAACGCAGGAUUUAACCCUGCCCUUCCACCCAUCAGAUGACAUCAUUGGAUGGGCGUAGUUUAGGGGAGAUGGCCUUACAGGCCAACUUAGACACACACCCCAGUGGACCAAGAUUGGCCUGUGGGCUGGAGGUUCCCCACCCUUGUCUAGGAUAAUGACUCUGAAUCACAUUGGGAGAAUCCCCCAAUGGUUUUUCUUGUUGGAAAUCAAAGCCUGCAUUUCUCUUAGGAAAUACACAUAGUUCUGAAAGAUCCCUUGCACGCUUAUGUUCAUUGUUAACAACAAACACUUUCUUGGCCUUUCUUUAAGCAAAUCAAACUCUGCUUCCAAACUGCGAAAGGAGGCAGUAAGUAGCAAUCUUUUAAAUAAAAUAAUUACAACUGUUUUAAAAAGAUGGAAACCGUUGUCCUUAAAUUUUAAUUAGAAUAAAUUCCAUACCAGUAGAGUGGUAAGCGGCGGUAACACAGCCAAAGCUCUGCUCACGGCCGGAGUUCGAUUCCAAUGGAAGGAGGAAGUCGAAUCUCUGGUAAAAGGGGUCGAGGUCCACUCAGCCUUCCAUCCAUCCGUGGUCGGUAAAAUGACUACCCGGCAUAUGCUGGGGGGGUAAAGAAAGGCCGGGGAAGGAACUGGCAAUCCCACCCCAUAUAUACGGUCUGCCCAGUAAACAUUGCAAGAUGUCACCCUAAGAGUCGGAAAUGACUCGCACUAUAAGUGCGGGGACACCUUUACCUUUAGUUGCUUUAAAUCCCUGUCAGCUAAAAGGUGGCCAGUGCUGUGGCAUCUUAGAGACUGUCCUAUUUCUCAAAAGGAGCUUGAGCAGUGGCUAGCUGUGCCCAGUCAUUGUUUGUUUGUAAAGAGGAAGAGAUGUUAAUUAGGCCUAGUUAUCCCUUGUGAAAUAACCCUUUUAUAAUCUUUUGUAAACUAUUCUAGUUGAUAGAACUAACUCUGUGCUGGGUCUGCUUCAGUCAGGGUUGCAACCCUCAGAUUCCGCUAGUUUUGAUACAGAGAGGAUCAGUAGCAGAAAUUAAAUAUAUGUUCUUGAUUUGAGACUGGCUCAAAAUCAGCCCAGUAUACAGAGGGUACAGUUUAGAGUACCCCUGAUUAAGCACUGUCAGUUAGUCCAUGUUUGUCUUAGGGGGGUGGGGGCACAAUGACUGUAUUUUCACUUGUCAUACACAUGCUCAGAGAACACCCUGGUAUGCUUAUUUUUGUCACACAGGAGGGAACGUAUCUUAUGGAGGCUAUUUCACGUAUUAAUACAAAUCUUUGUUUACUUCUUAACUAAUUUUGCCUAUAUUCCUGAGUCCAGGAGAAAACAUUUGCUGCACAAAGGAUGCAAUCCUAAUCAUACUUAAGUAAAAAUAUGUCCCACUCAGUCCAAUGAGACUUACUUCCGAGUAGACAUGCAUAGGAUUGAACUACAAGGACACAUUUAAGGUCUCAACAUCUUAGUCAGAACUCUCCCUGAGUAACUUGACAAAGUGGCCAUCAGCUAUCCACAUGAGUGCACCAGAGUUGCCUGAGUAGUUAAGUAAAAUCUGAUUGUUAAGGACCACAUUGUGACAUUUGUAAUCUUAAAAUGGCAUAUGCUCAUUUUGCAUGCCCUGUAACAUUCAGUCCAUUGCUUCAUCCUAAAAGGCUUGGUUUCUACUUCAAGACAUGUUUUUGGCUUUAUUUUGUCCACACAGUUGGCAAUCUUAGCUGGGUUUUUUUUAAUUAGUUCUUUGAUACUUAAAGCAGGACAUUUUCCUUUCCUGCCAUUAGAGGGAGACAAAGGUGGAUGCAUGGAUAUAUUAAAGAAAGUCUCUUUUCGAGUACUAAUUUUGCAGAGAAGGCUUGGCUGACUGGAGACUGAGAGCUCAAGCACACUAGGCUGGAUGCGAACAUUCCCUACCUGCUCUGUAUUGGCCCAGGUGGGUUGAAUUUCACUUGCUAUGUAAUGUUUUUAUAAAAAGGGCUGGCAAUAAUCUAAACUUACUGUAGGCAAAUCUACAUUACAAAUCUGAGCCAGUUUUUUUAUUGUUUUAAAUAUUCUGAUUUUUCCAGGAAAUCCUGAGAAUUGUUUUAUGAAUUGCUGAGAAUUUUCUUUUCUAAAAAUUUCUUUUCUCAGUCUUUCCCAGAGUUACUGUUCCAGUGCCUCCACUGAUGGAAACCCCAUGCCCUAGCUUGUGAAUAUGUCAGCAUUUGUACAACCCUUGGAGAAAUAGAUUACAUUUUGCCAAGAACUGAAAGCUUAAAUGUUGACAUUGACACAAUUUCUGACAUAACACAAAACUUUUCAACUACCUUCAGGUACUUUUUUACCCUUCCCCACUAUCUCCUUUUUACACAGGCAUGAGUUGUUUUGUCACCCAGUCUGUAGCAUGCCCUAUUUUUCUAUUACACAUACGGUGAUUUAUGUAAUUCAACCCAAUCACUUUAUCCUUGAUUUGUAUUUUUCCCUGAAGACAGUGAAAUGAUAGAAAAGUGACAUUUAAAAAAAACCCAGAGAUAUUUAUUACAAGCCAAAUAGAGGUAUCUGUAUGAUUAUUUACUUAUACUGAAUAACCUUUAGUCAUUCUCAGUACACAGCUUUAAAAAGGAAAGAAAUGAUGUAUGAACACACUGUGCCUCAUACUAAUUUUCUUAAUCUGGUUUCUGAAAUAGUUCUAGGAGGGAAAUUUAAUGAGUUGUCACUUGAGGAUUCGCUUUAGUCAAAUCAUGGAGAAUAUGAGCACUGAACAAAAUAAAAUACAAAAUUGAUUGUAUGACAUUUGUCACCCUAAUCCAGUAAAAGAGAUCAACAUGUGUAAGCAAUUCAUGAAAAUGGGGCCACCACUUGUUAUGCAGUUGCUGUGAAGUUACUAGUUGCACCUACAGUUGCAUAUGGCCCAAUUCCCUCUCCUAAUAUAUAUAUACAUACAUACACGCACAAACACAUCAUUACACUGGCUGACUGAUGUGCAUCAUACCCACUUAUUUCUUACACCCACCAAACCUCUCCCAUUGACUUUUAAGUUUUGAAUUGUACAAGUUCAGAUAUAUUUUCAUCUCCUCUUCCCAAUGAUGGCAGAGCUAGCAUUUGUAAUAGAGUUCCCUCUAUAGUACAAGAGAAUCAGUUUGGAGAAGUGACGUUUGGGUGGCUUAUAUUUGGUUUGGAAUCUACUAUGAAAUUCUAAGUAGUAAAUGUGGUGACAUUAAAAGGCUUAGGAUGCUUUGGCAUGCUCCUCCUCAUGUACAAA